Condylura cristata (star-nosed mole) is the source of this 756-nucleotide messenger RNA. RefSeq names its product coiled-coil domain-containing protein 70-like. Lineage: Eukaryota; Metazoa; Chordata; Mammalia; Eulipotyphla; Talpidae. The transcript has a single exon. The record is from RefSeq and is a predicted model, not a curated record. The coding region runs from base 1 to 756 and encodes 251 amino acids.
AUGAUUGUCUCUGAGUCAAAGUGGAUAAAUACAGGGAAGUUAUUGCACUUGUUCUCCUCUUUGUUCUCUCGCUCCCAAGACCAAAAUGAACUUAACCAUGAAUCUCAUGAUUUGAGAGAAGAUCUUCUGAAAGAAAAUAAGGUGACUCGGGAUGAAAAUAAGGCACUUAGAAAAGAAAACAAGUUCCUCUGGGAAGAAAACAAAGCCCUUCGAGAAGAAAACAAAGCCUUCCGGAUGGACAACCAAUUAAUCAGGGAGCGGAAUCAAUUCCUGAGACAGCAAACGCAGGUCCUAUGGAAGUUUAAAAGUGUGAUUUUAGAAAGCCUAUGUCCACCUGGAGGAAAAAUCAGUACCUUGAACACAGAAAGAAAUUCUUACUGGCUACAUGAUCAUCUCCUAGAAACUCAAAUUGAGGCUAUCAGGGAACAGGAAAAAGCCUUCCAGAAAGAGGCAAAAGCUCUUCAAGAAGAAAUAAGGUCUCUCUAUGAAGAGAUGAAGGCUCUGCAACAUCAAGAGAGAGCAAUCAAGAUGGAGGAACAAGCUCUGAUGAAAAAAGGGAUAGCUUUAGAGUUGGAGGAACAGGCUCUCUGGAAGGAGGAAGAGGCCCUUCGUGAGGAAAACAAGGCACUUAGAGAAGAAAACAGUGCUCUUCAAGAGGAAGAGAUAGCCCUUCUGGAAGAGGCAAAGAUCCUUGAGGACUGGAAUAAAAGGCUUCAGGAAAGAAGCAACCAAUCAGCUGAUUGGAAAAAUGCAUAA